UUUCUGUCAAUUCGGACUCACUCGUUACAAGUCUUGACACUAACUCUGCAACCAUGGCUGACGAUCGUGAUUACGAAGGCAUGACUCCUGAGGAGAUUGCCGAGCUCAAGAAGAAGAGAACCUUCAGAAAGUAUACCUUCCGUGGUAUCGAUCUUGAUGCUCUCCUCGAUCUCUCCAGCGAGCAGCUUAUGGACAUUGUCCACGCCCGCGCCCGCAGACGCUUCCAGCGUGGUCUCAAGCGCAAGCCCAUGGGUCUGAUCAAGAAGCUCCGCAAGGCCAAGAAGGAGGCUCUCCCCAACGAGAAGCCCACCACCGUCAAGACCCACCUCCGCAACAUGAUCAUCGUCCCCGAGAUGAUCGGCUCCGUCGUCGGUGUCUACAACGGCAAGGUCUUCAACCAGGUUGAAAUCAAGCCCGAGAUGGUCGGCCACUACCUCGGCGAGUUCUCGAUCACCUACAAGCCCGUUAAGCACGGUCGUCCCGGUAUUGGUGCCACCCACAGCUCGCGAUUCGUUCCUCUCAAGUAAAGGAGAGAAUUUUGUCAUUUGCUGUUUGUGAAUGUUGUAAAAACCAUAAUAAACCCCUCCGUCGAUUCGCAGAAUGCUGUCGAUCAACACGGAGGUCGACCGAACAUACACCACGCCCACUUUUCUUCUGUCUCUGGAUCAUCUCUUAUAUUGUGUGUUGAUUAUGAUGAGUCUGACGGACCAAAUCGAGUGCUGGGGUGAAUGCACAACGCGGGAACAACGCCGGGAGGAGAUGCGGUAAUAUAUAUAGUCAUGUCGGCGAGGGGA
Messenger RNA from Polychytrium aggregatum, 794 nucleotides. Its product is annotated as ribosomal protein S19-domain-containing protein. The coding region runs from base 54 to 527 and encodes 157 amino acids. Gene Ontology annotation, cellular component: cytosolic small ribosomal subunit; ribosome. The transcript has 5 exons. Gene Ontology annotation, molecular function: structural constituent of ribosome; RNA binding. Lineage: Eukaryota; Fungi; Chytridiomycota; Chytridiomycetes; Polychytriales. Gene Ontology annotation, biological process: translation; ribosomal small subunit assembly. The record is from RefSeq and is a predicted model, not a curated record.